AUGGUCUUGGUGCCAUAUCUUAAAGCUGGCAGAGGGCCUAUAAAGGUGGAUCUAGNUCUUAAAUGGUCUGAACUGAACUUCGUAAAAGUGCAAUUUGUGGGUGAGGCUGGGGUUGACCAGGGAGGGCCCAAAAGAGAAUUCUUUUCCUUAAUCCAUAAAGAAUUAUAUUAUUCAUCUUUGUUUGUUGGAGAAGAAGGAAAUGGUAAAAUCUUUGGACAUAAUCUAAUUGCACUUCAGCAAAAUGAUUACUUCAAGUAUGGUUUAUGUUGUGGUUUGGCCAUUGUUAAUGGUAGUGGGGGUCCCCAGUUUUUCUGUCCACCAGUUGUGGACUAUCUUUUACAUGGUGAUGUUAAGCAUGUUAAGAGCAAUAUCGACAGUAUUCCCAAUAAAGAUGUAAAAGGAAAGUUGAAAGAACUAAAUAGUGUAGAUGACCCAAAGUUAUUUGAAGAGAAAGCUAACUCUUAUUACAGUGAAUCAUUUUAUGAUAUGGGCUAUACCAAAGCAAUAGUCUUUUCCAAUAAGGCCAAGUUUUUAACAGCUGCCACAAUCCAUUACACUUUAACACCUUCUCUUGGUGAAAUGAAUCAGUUUAUUGAUGGGUUAAACGCAGUUGGGAUUUUACAUAUGCUGAGGAAUCACCCCACUGAGGCAAGGAAUAUAUUUGAAUUUUCUAGUAGUACUUUAAAUACAGAAUUAAUAGAUGGCCUAUUUACUGUCAAGUUAGCUCCUGAAGGAAGCAACAAAAGUGAAAAAGAAAAGACCAUUUUUUUUUAUUGGAACCAAUUGUUGGAAGAUGUUGAACAAGGUCUUGUUAAGAAUGAGGUCUAUGAUAGUAGUACUGAUUCCUAUGUUACAGUAAAUGAUGGGACUACCGCUGGCCACAUACUGAGGACUCAUUAGGACCGCUGACCUGUGCUAGUCAGCCAGAUCGUUUCGGACACUAAAACUCAUGAGCAUCAACAAAUACCUUGCCAAUUGAACUUAUUAGCGUAAGUCUAUUAUAUUGUGUUUUGUUUAGUUUAAUAGUUCGCAUUACUUAGUGUUUGGAUUUUGUGAUUUAUCCUGUAGAUCUGUUUCAUCGUUGUGAUUAAACCAAAUCAAUCGAGGAGUUCGCUUCAGUAAAUAUUUCUCUUGAAGGUAUAUUAGCAUUUUUAACAAGGAGUAGGAGUAUCCCUCCGUUAGGUUUACAUCCCAGGCCUUCAAUUGUUUUCAUACACGAGGGGAAU
This is a messenger RNA of Stylophora pistillata, 1226 nucleotides long. RefSeq names its product G2/M phase-specific E3 ubiquitin-protein ligase-like. NCBI's taxonomy places the organism in Eukaryota, Metazoa, Cnidaria, Anthozoa, Scleractinia, Pocilloporidae. Gene Ontology annotation, molecular function: ubiquitin-protein transferase activity. The record is from RefSeq and is a predicted model, not a curated record.